GGAAGGGAGAGAGCUACCAAACACUCUCCUUCUGUAAGAGAGGGUUGACAAGAAGAGGAGAGGCUGCCAAGAGAUGGACUUGAGUAGGAGGAGACUGCUCUAGCGACAGCCAGCCUUGAAUGUCAUUCUCUCAAAAGGAAUAUGACAAGUCUGAAGAUAUACCUGAGGAGGUAGCUACAGCAGGACAGGUGUGUUCCCAUGGAUGACUCAAGCCUGUCCAGCACUAUUGACGUAGACAAAGGCUUUGCCAUUGCCUUUGUUGUUCUUCUGUUUCUUUUCCUAAUAGUGAUGAUUGUUCGAUGUGUCAAGUUGGUGAAGAAUCCCUAUGAGGCCAGUUCACAUGAGAACCAUCUCUGAGCUGAAUUAUGAAAAAGCCUGGUAGACUCCCCCUCACAGGAGAUUUGAAAUCUUUUAUACAGACUAUUGUGAUCCAGAUUCUGUAUUAUUUUGCCUCCCUGUGUCUCAGUCCUCUCACUCCUGCAUUCCACAAUAGGCACAGGAGUGCGAAUUAGGAAUAAUAAAAAGGAUGAAACACAAGCCAGUUUGCAUUGUUCCUGUUCAGGGAAAUGGUUACAAAAGUGGGACAGAGACAGGUUGAACUCACUCAUUAAAACAAGGCAAUGGGUGGCAAUGAUAAAUCAAUAAGGGAUUUUUAUCCAAAUUUUACAAAGAAAUCAACACCCAAAAAAUAUCCAGUUAAAAAUGGGCAGAGGACCUGAAUAUACACCUAUCUGAAGAGGACAUACAGAUGGCCAAUAGACAUAUUAAAAGAUGCUCAAGGUCAUUAACCAACAGGGAAAUGCAAAUUAAAACCAUGAGAUAUCGCCCAGCAGGUGUGGCUCAGUGGUUGAACUUCGACCUAUGAACCAGGAGAUCACAGUUCGAUUCCAGUCAGGGCACAUACCCAGGUUGUGGGCUCCAUCCCCAGUGUGAGGCAUGCAGGAGGCAGCCAAUCAAUGAUUCUCUCUCAUCACUGAUAUUUCUAUCUCUCUCUCCCUCUCCCUUCCUCUCUGAAAUCAAUAAAAAUAUAUUUUAAAAAAUAAAACCAUGAGCUAUCACCUCACACCUGUCAGAAUAAAUAUCACCAAUAAAUCAACAAACAAGUAUUGGUGAAGAUGUGCAUUGUUUGUGGAAUUGCAAAUUGGUGCAGCCACUAUGGAAAAUAGUA
Molecule: messenger RNA, 1168 nt
Organism: Myotis daubentonii (Daubenton's bat)
Lineage: Eukaryota; Metazoa; Chordata; Mammalia; Chiroptera; Vespertilionidae
Gene: CTXND2
Product: cortexin domain containing 2
Source: RefSeq, a predicted model, not a curated record